CUUCGAUGCAGAUACUUUAUCGUUACAUUAUAAGCUCGUAUUACUAUUAUGUUGUGUUUAUUGUGAAAAUGUGUUUUGUUUCUUAGUCACAAAAAUAUUAUUCUUCCAAAAUGUACCUAAAAUCUCUCAUGAUCUGCUUAGCAAUAUUUAUGCAGUAUUUUGCCACAGGCACAAGGGUUAUUUGUUACUAUGAAAGCUGGAACGCUUAUGAUGGUUACAAUCCAGAAGAUUUCGAUGCUAGCCUGUGCACCCACAUCAAUUAUGCCUUCAUGGGACUUUGGGAAGACGGAAACGUUAAAGUAGAGGACGAUUCUCUUGACAUCGAUCAAGGGUUGUACAAAAGAGUAACUGACCUGAAACAAAAAAACCCCAACCUUAAAGUACUGCUAAGCGUAGGCGGUGGCUCUGAUGGAGUUGCAGAACUCUUCGCCGGAAUGGCUGUUGAUGCAGCUAAGAGAGGUGCCUUCAUUGGAAGCGCUUCCUACUUCAUAUCUACUUAUAACUUCGAUGGGUUAGAUAUUGAUUGGGAAUAUCCCAAUGAAGCUGACCGAGAAAACUACAUAAACUUACUUCGACAAGUAAGAAGUGCCUUCAACGAACAUGGUUGGCUUCUGACUGUUGCUGCUAGUGCCGAUCCAAAUGGAUACGCGUACAAUGUUCCAGAAAUGAAUGAGAUAUUAGACUGGAUCAACGUGAUGACAUAUGACAUGUAUGGUUCCUGGAGUGAAUAUACCGGCCAAUGUUCUCCUCUUUAUGCUUCUUCUGUAGAGACUGAGUGGGAAAGAAACACCUUGAACUUGGCUGCAGCUGGUAACAACUGGGUGAACGCUGGUGCCUCCAAAGAUAAACUGGCCAUGGGUUUAGCCUUUUACGGAAGAUCUUUCACGCUGUCUGAUCCUAAUCAACAUGGACUUCAUGCUCCGUUUGACACGAUCGGUGUCGGAGACGGAGCCCCAAGUUAUCGCCAAAUUUGUGAAAAUUACGACAGUUGGACCAGAGUUUGGGAUGAUGAACAAAAAAAUCCCUACAAGUAUUCAGAAAAUCAAUGGAUUGGUUAUGAUGAUCCUGAUUCUAUUUGGAUAAAGACUGAUUACAUUAAAGCAAACAAUUUUGGAGGCGUCAUGAUAUGGGCAAUAGAUGGAGACGAUGUACAUGGCAGCUGCGGAUUGGCACAAACCCUACUGAAACAUGUGAAUGGGGCCUUAGGCAACAUAGACUGUUGUUAGAUGAAAUUUAUUUUAUUGCUAUUCCACAAAUUUUAAAUAAAUGUUAAUAUUUAACAAA
Messenger RNA from Anoplophora glabripennis (Asian longhorned beetle), 1284 nucleotides. Its product is annotated as acidic mammalian chitinase. Gene Ontology annotation, molecular function: chitin binding; chitinase activity. The record is from RefSeq and is a predicted model, not a curated record. The coding region runs from base 111 to 1226 and encodes 371 amino acids. The transcript has 7 exons. Lineage: Eukaryota; Metazoa; Arthropoda; Insecta; Coleoptera; Cerambycidae. Gene Ontology annotation, cellular component: extracellular region. Gene Ontology annotation, biological process: carbohydrate metabolic process; chitin catabolic process.